AUGCAAUUCUCCACCGCCCUCCUCGGCCUCCUCGCCGCCUCCACCACCGCCUUCGCCGCCCCCGCCGACCUCGAGGCCAAGCUCAUGACGGCCGUCGCCUCGCAGUGGACCAUCACCGACUUCACCCGCACCUGCAACGGCGGCGACACGUCGUGCCACCUCUCCUUCGGCAUCAACCGCAACGACGGCUCGGCCGUGCAAAAGUGCGCGUACGACGUCACGGGCGCGCCCGCGUCGCGCGCCAGCUACAACAGCGUCGCGUGCGGCGCCUACACGGUGUCGUCGGGCUGGAGCGGCCAGUUCGGCGACGGCGCCGGCUUCUCGACGCUGUCCGUCACCGACCGCAAGCAGAUUGUUUACCCGGCCUACACGGAUAAGCAGCUCGUCAGCGGGCAGGUCGUCAAGCCCGAUCAGAGCUAUGCGCCCCAGGCGCUGCCUUAG
This is a messenger RNA of Diplodia corticola, 441 nucleotides long. RefSeq names its product small secreted protein. Bases 1 to 441 code for a protein of 146 amino acids. NCBI's taxonomy places the organism in Eukaryota, Fungi, Ascomycota, Dothideomycetes, Botryosphaeriales, Botryosphaeriaceae. The transcript has a single exon. The record is from RefSeq and is a predicted model, not a curated record.